UGAUGGGUCCAUCACGUAUAACCUAGCCGGGGUCUUGUCCAGAUUUUCGUUGUUUCGUUGUGUUUGGGAACAAAGCUUGAGGAUACCAGAACAUACAUUGGUGAUUUCGUUUUGCUACCUGCUUUCUUAAAAAACUCCUACCCUGAAGCAACCCACCUACAUCUUGAUCAUAUCCCAUCACAUCCAGCAAGCCACCGUUAACUCGAGCCACGAUAGAUACUGGAUAUCUUAGCAGCUCGGAGGAGAUAUAGUUAACGAUAUGAGCGUCGACAUUCAAGAUGUGGCAGCUGGCAGCGUCGAUCGAAUUACGAGGCUUCUCUCCCGGCGCCCAGAGUAUGGCAUUGCCAUUCCUUCGAGGAGGUGGCUCUCCAGGCAGGAACAGAAGCUGGAGUCUCUCCCGGGAGAGCUGCUCAUGACGUUGAAUCCGCUGAAGCGCCUAUUCCUCAAAAUCGCCGAUCGUAUUGAUCCGAACAUCAUGGACCCGAGAGCCGUUCUCUGUAAGACACACUCGGCCCUGAACCCCUGGCUCAUUCGUCGCUUGUUUUUGGCUGUUGCGUACGAAGUAACUGUCCACAGCGAUGUGCUACGUUCAUGGCCAGGUAGGAAGGACGUUCCGGCUCUCUCCACCUUCGUCGCUCGAGUCGACGCCAUUGCGGCCCUCUGGACCGAGCCCGAACUAUACCACCAGUGCUACGGGGUGCCCCCUUUCGAUAGCCAUAUGGUGUUUGUUAGAUCUGAAUGUGAAGCCUGCAUCUUGAGUGCCGUAGGCGCCAACGCCCGUGCUCUUGCGGACAUACGAUCCAUCCUCGUCGACCGUAUCGAAAGACGCCCGCCCCGUCCCGACGGGCGCCCGAGCAAGCCUCCUAGGCUCCUUCGUUUCGUCGAGACCUGGAUCGACCACCUCAAGCAAGACAGGGCAGCCAGGUGCCGAGCUAUGAGCGAGGAUGUUCUCGCAGAGAUAAAAGUGGUGCGACCGCUACUUAAGCAAUGGAGAGCUCAGCGAAGGGAGCAAAAUGAGCGUAGGGGGCUGACGUAUACCGAGUUGAGAAGAAAUGGCUCCCAACAUCGCUUAAGCAACGUUCCAGGUGAUUCUCUGCGCAAGAGACGGACGAGAAAUGGGAUCCCGGUAGCUAUGAUUGACCGAGAGGACGCGGAAGAGCAAAGGAGGGCCGCGAUGGAUAAUCAUGACGAUGCGGCAACGAGCAUCUAUCGACCAGACAGUAUGAAUGCCUAUUCGCAGGUCGGCCGAAGACAGCAAGCUGCGUACGACCCGGCUGCUGAACUAGCCGAGCUAGAAGCAACUGCCAAUAACGACGACUGGGAUCCGUACGACGACUUCGAGACGGAAGAGGGUGCAGGGCUCCAGCGGGGUAUCGAGGAGGAGGAACGGGGUCGUAGUAAGGUGACCGAAUGGUACGCGACGCGCCUUACGAAGUCUCGCGCAGAUAUGACUCCAGACGACACCAAGUCGGCCCUAUCCAUGGUCCACCCUGCGUUCCAGCCCGCAAAUGACUUCAGCCAUUUGUCUGCUAUGCCUUCGCCGCUCAACGUCCGGAAAGAUCGCGCCCCUACGCAGCCCGGUCCCUCCAACGCAAGUGUCUGGACCGAUGUUUCCGUGCACAGCGAUGGCGCCGGCUCUGUUCACCUCCCGAGAGACGCACCACCCGUACCGAGGGUGCCUUCGAGGUAUAGGGACGCUGAAAGUCGACCGGGGGCGCCGGCGGACAGGACUGCCCGGACUUCUAGGCCAAUGCCUCAAUCUAUUGCAGCUUCUUCGGUAUACUCUGAACAGUGUGCACCGAGCGAGACCGUCACCAGGCGCUCACCCUUGCCGUCACAGAGAUCGUAUCGGCCGUCGCCGCCUACGAAUUCGAGGAACCCGAGCCGAAACUACAUUUUUCACGACGCUUCCGAUUCCGGUUCUGUCGUUUCGGCGCAGCAGAGAAACUAUCUUCGCAGCCGUCAAGGGAUGAGGACAUAUUCACGGGAGAACAACCCAUUCACGGAGGAUAGGGCGGUAAGUAGAACGAGCAGUAGGAGCACUAACAGACGGCAGGCUACCGCCGCUCGAGGUAGUAAGGGGACUGCGACGCGAGUUCCAUCUUUGUCCUCGUCUCACGGAAACACUGUAGCCAGCUCCGUGCCCUCGACCCCGGGGUGUUCUCAGCGCGUCACAGCCCAGGCUCCAGCUUUCCGGGAGGAGGAGGAGUGGCGGCGGAGCUGGGGUGUACAUGCCGAGACCGACGACGAUGACGACGGCGUUGGCCCUGACGAUUCGCUGAGCAACGCUGCGUGGCGGGAGCUUGGGCCCAGCGCGCGGGAGAGGCUGGAGAAUAUUACGCCCUGGGCCAGUUUCGCUAAGUUGCCACCACAAGGAUGAGGGCGGGAAGAGUCGCACAUGCGAUCGCUCGAACUCGAACUAGAGGCUCAAGUAAGGUAGGUGGAAUUUUCUUCUCUAUAUUUCCAAUAGACUUCCAUCCAUUCAGUAGAUUCGUAGUUCUAUUUCGUAUCGCUCAUACGAUCGACUCUUAUUCACGCCAUGCUGAUGAAGACGCAAAUUCCCCUGAUGGGGAUGACAUGUGCUUGACAAGCAGCGAAUGCUUCAUAAUACUUCUCAACGAUAGUACCGUGGAUUCUGAAAGCCGUCUAAGACUACUCUCGCUAUUCGUAUCCGGCGAUGUGGUCCUUAGAUACAAGCCUACGGGUGGUUGACUCACCACUCUAGGAGCGAUGUAUAGACACGGCGCGAUUGCCGGAGAGUCCGACAGCUAUGAAUCUCUUUAGGCUAGUCGACGAGGCUUGUAAGGUGCUCAUGUUCUGACUUUACCGCAUCCCAUCAAGCUUUAUUGCCUUUCCUGUGGGUUUUGCCUGAUGUCUCCAAACAUACCCUUCCGGACCAAGUCUAUGGCUUGGGUUUUGCAAGUGGUCUUCUAACGCGGACAAAGGCCGGCGUUUCGCCAGCGACGCGAUCCUACAAAGCAGCUGCUGGCCUGUAGCUGCGGCUAUCCAACACUUACUCUCUUAUUAUUCUUUCCCCAAUGCGUGGAUAGGUAGGUAGGUAUCUACUAUCAAAAGACAAGUA
This is a messenger RNA of Durotheca rogersii, 3082 nucleotides long. RefSeq lists its product as uncharacterized. Bases 260 to 2380 code for a protein of 706 amino acids. The transcript has a single exon. The record is from RefSeq and is a predicted model, not a curated record. Lineage: Eukaryota; Fungi; Ascomycota; Sordariomycetes; Xylariales; Xylariaceae.